Stegostoma tigrinum is the source of this 3214-nucleotide messenger RNA. It is a transcript of the gene ankmy1, whose product is annotated as ankyrin repeat and MYND domain containing 1. Gene Ontology annotation, molecular function: protein binding. Bases 61 to 3201 code for a protein of 1046 amino acids. Lineage: Eukaryota; Metazoa; Chordata; Chondrichthyes; Orectolobiformes; Stegostomatidae. The transcript has 16 exons. The record is from RefSeq and is a predicted model, not a curated record.
GUGGGAGGGCAGCUCUCCUUCCCCUCCCCUCUGCCCCCUUUUACCCCCUCCCCAAGACCAAUGAGCUCCGCGGUUAGCCCCAGCCCCGGGCAGGUCAGCCCGGAGCCCAGUCAGCAGCAGCGUCCGCUCUGGGGCUCCCUGCACUCCCCUGAGCAGAUGAAGCCGAGCCCGGAGCCCAGCGUCUCGGCGAUGCCUUCCCCGGUGGACGUGGGGUUUCAGGAGUGGCCGAACGGCUGGAAGUACGAAGGACAGUUCGAGGGCAACCUGAAACACGGACACGGGAUCUUUCAGUGGGCCAACGGCGAGUAUUAUGUGGGGAGCUUCUACAAAGAUCACCAACAUGGAUAUGGGACCUAUGUUUGGCCAGAUGGGAGCAAAUUCACAGGAAUGUUUUACCUGGAUCGAAAAGAUGGAUAUGGGACCUUAGAAAUGAAGGAUGGCUCUACAUUCCAGGGGCUUUAUAAAGCUGAUGAGCGUUUUGGGCCUGGAGUAUUAACCUACCCUAAUGGUCGGCAAGAUGUGGGCCUGUGGUACCGGAAUCACCUCAUCCGGCUUUGUACCGAAAUUCCGGGAGCUGUUUCGGUGAAGGAUCACCCACUUUACCAUUCCAGCACAAAAGAGCUUGCCAUCCCAGUGAAAACAUACAAAGAGAAGUAUUUCUGGAAAAUCGAUCCCAAUGAAGAUCCCUUCUUCUACCCUUUCAAAAAACUGCUGUUUGACGACAACUACACACUGCCUCCAGGGAUGGAGAUUUAUUCCACCGACGCUGACCACUUGCCCCUCACUCACUCCUACACAAAAGAAAGUGACAGACAUUUCUUCCAAAAAGAAGAGGUGGAAGAUGAAGACAAGAUGGUGAAGCUCCUCAUUAUUAACCAAACUCCUUUGCUGGUUCAAAUGCAAAUACACAUCUUUAGACACAGGCACGCACAGGCAACGCUCUCCUGGGAUGUUGCUGCUGUUAUUGAAGGAAAUCGAGAGGGCUUUGGUCCAAAGGGGCCUCUGGAAUGCAGCUCCGAGCAACUUAUCAUUGCAGCUGGAGCAGGGAACGAAGACACUGUGCUUAAAAUUCUCAAAAUGAACUUAGUGAGUGCAGAUGUGGCAGAUGUCCAUGGACACAUAUCACUGAUUGGGGCUGCAGCCGUCUGCAAUGACGUUAUCAUCAACCUACUGCUUGAUAAUGGAGCCAAUGUGAACAAGCUGAACAACGAGGGUGUAUCUGCGCUCAACUACAGCUGCAUACAUUACUAUCCUACUGGCUGCUUUCUUCACACUGAUAUCUACAAACUCACAAACCAAAAAGAGCCACGUUAUGCUACACCAAAGCAGGAAGAGGAUACAGAUGAUGAACUGACGAUGCAAGUGAAGAAAGCUAAAAGACUCUCAAUAUACGACCGGAAGAUAAGAGUCGGCAGCAUCAGCUUUAGGAAGAUUACAACUGUCUCCUUGUCAGAUGAAGAGCUGAAGUGGCCAGAGAAAGAAGACAUGACGACAUAUGAGUCUGCGCAUUUUGAAGGGUCUCAAGAUGACGAGGCUACAAUAUCAGAUAUCGAAGACGACAGUUUUAUAUCACUGUCAGUAGGGUCUCCCUCAACUGGCAACUUUGAAUCCACACAGAGUGUCCAUAAUUUUCAGUUCAACAUCAGUGGCCGAUAUCUGCAACGUGCUGCCCAUGUUUUAAGUAGAAACCAGCACUUCAAGAGCUCUGCUGGGAAAUCUAUGAUGAUGCCUGACUUCAAACACCACGAGAAAAUGUGGCGGAUAGCUGCGAUGAAAUCUGAGCACCAGAAGAGAAGGAAAAUCAUCAUUCUGCUUCUCCAAAGAGGGGCGGAUCCCAACAUUUCCAUAAAUCCGAUACCAGCACUCUUUCUCGCCAUGUUGGCAGGGGACCUCAGCUCAGUCAAGACGCUACUGGAGAACAAAGCAGAUCCGAAUACCCGACUUCAAUCACAGAUAAAGGAAAUUGAGGGGCUGAUCCCACUCCACAUCUCUGUGCUGAUCCCUGGCAAGCAAGGAGUGUUGAUGACAGAGCUGCUGCUCAAUGCUGCUGCGAACCCUGACAAAGGAGCACACGACGACAAUGUGACCUAUGAAGCUGACGUGCAGGAUGCCAAGAUGGAGGAGCCUACAGGGAUGGUCCUGAAGACCCCCAAUUUGUUGGGAGUGCCACCACAUUACUACACCCCCGCUGACACCAUUCCCCUUGAAGAUGGACGAACCCCACUGCAUUUAGCUUGCCAGCGUGAAGAUAACUAUAAGCACGCUCACCAGAUAGUCCGCCUGCUGUUGCAGCACAAAGCCAAUCCCAAUUUAUUGUGGAGUGGUCACUCACCCCUGUCGUUGGCAAUCGCCAGUGGAAACGACCUGGCAGUGGAUGAGCUGCUGGCUCAUGGAGCUGACCCAAACCUGCCGCUGACUCGUGGACUGGGGAGUGCGCUGUGCACUGCAGUGAACACUAGGUAUGAGCACAAGAGGACCCUACCAGGCAGACAAGCAUUGGUUGUCAAGUUACUCGAAGCCAAUGCCAAUAUUUUGAUGCCCAUCACUCUUAAAUCCCAGGAAAGCCAAGCUGUAGGAACAGCUGUGGAUUUUGCAUACUACAAAUAUUAUCAGGAUUCAAGAAUAUCUCAAACGCCUUACCAUGCCCUGACGCAUAAAGAGCGGGAAAUCUAUAAUGCCCGUCAUCAGCUACUCAAAUUUCUGAGCGACCCGUUACGAAAGGCCUCCAUUGCCAGGGAACGGAAACGAUUUGAUGAGAUCAUACAGCAGAACAUACAAAGUCGAGAUUCCAGUGUAACUUUGCAAUCACUGAGUGAAUCAGAAGCCCUGUCUUUCGCUGACAUCAGUCUGACAGCAAAGACCAUCUUUGAGCGAAAUGCUCAGGGUGCUGAGGGGAAUCUGCCAACAUCAGCAACCUCUGAAAAGAAGAGCAAAGUCCAAGAUACAGCUCCCAGGAGGCAUCUAUUCAAGUUCAAGUUCUGUUACUCCUGUGGGCGAUCAGUGGGUGUUCGGUUGAUCAAGUGUAGCCGGUGUAAGGAGGUAUACUACUGCAGCAAGGCCUGCAAGUUGACAGCAUGGAACGAAUUCCACAAGGACGAAUGCUACUUAACGAAAGGGCGUCCGUCAAGCAAAAAGGAGGAUGGAAGGUGGAGCCCUUCGUCAACAGCAUCUGUAGAAAUGGACAACUACAGCAAUAAUUAAAAAUGAUUUCCAG